AUGAAACAAUGUUGGGAUCCUGAUCCUGCAAAACGACCAACUUGCGAUGAUUUGAAAAUCAUAUUGGAUAGGUGGUACGCUUUGACAUGUACUAAUCUUAUCGGCGAUCGUGUUGAUUUAGAAACUUUAAGAGAUUUUAGAGAUGCUGAAAAUAUAAGAAUUGGGAUGAUAGAGACAAAUGAUGAUGGGAUAUUUGAGACUGGUGAAUUUAAUAGGCAUAAAGAUGCGGUUUAUACUAGUAGAUUGAUUCCUACAAUGACUCUUGUACAAAACUUGGAAAAUAAGAUGACGCGAGAAGAUAUUGAAUAUUAUAUAAAUUCACAGUAUCACCUCAUAAAUCCAUCUCAAGCCGGCAAUACUCAAAGCAAAAUAAAAAUUCAAUAUGAACAAUGGUAA
Racocetra persica is the source of this 396-nucleotide messenger RNA. NCBI's taxonomy places the organism in Eukaryota, Fungi, Glomeromycota, Glomeromycetes, Diversisporales, Gigasporaceae. The record is from the annotation of a GenBank genome assembly.